AUGUAUUUUUCGGUAUUACCACCAGCUAACGGAAAGAAGAUGUGGAGAGUUAAAAGAAAGCCUUCUACAUCUUCCGGCUCGGCUUCUAACAGCACCUCUAUUGAAUGUUUAAACAACUCAUUGAAGAUUAGUACUGCUGCUGCUUCAUACGUUGUCAAGAGACCACCAUUAAGAAGACCAAAGAACAAGCCAGGUAAGCCAAAGGAUUUUGUCUUUGUUGACUUGUCUCCAGUUAAGAGCGAGGAACAGGAAGUUGUACCAAAAGUUUCAGCCAAGUCUACUUCCAACACUCUUCCAUUACAUCAAGCAAUGCCAUCUCCAACUUCAUCUGUUGAAGACAGUGUCAAUUCUUCCAUCUUUGACUUUACUCAAUGGGAUGACAGCUUCAACUUAACUGAAGAAGGAGCAUUAGCUACUGCUACUACUACUACUGAAGGUGAAAAGGAAGUUCUUCUUGGUUUAGGGAUUCAAUUUGCCGGCUUAGAGCAAUGGACUGAACAACAAGAGGCAGCACAACCAAUGCCUGAAGCUCUUAACAACAGUAUUGAGCAAGGCUCAAAUUUUACCGAUCCUUUCAACUGGUUUGGUACAUCUUCCAUUCCUGAAUACCCCACACAAAGAUCCAGUUCGAUGUCAAACACAGCUACUAAUCAACAAAGUCCAACUCAUAAGAGACUGAUGUCUGCCGUAGAAUACUCCAACAAGAGACAACACUUCGAAACUCCGAAGAUAAACAGUACUGCAGUAUUUUCAAAUUCUCCAGUACGUAACAGAGUUAUUUACCAUGAACCACACACUAGCAUAUUGGAAACUCCCAAAUUAGGAUUGGAUGACUUCUUAAUGCUCAACUACCAAUUUAGAUCAGCCUUACUCGAACAACCUUCUGUCUCACAACAACAACAACAACAACAACAACAACAACAACAACAACAACCUAUAACUACUUACCAACAAGAACCAUUGGUGUACUCUCCACUUUCUGAGUACUCUGAAGAUGAUUCCUUGGGAAAACCAAUUGGUGAUUUCGAUGCAGCACUCAUGAAAGAUCUCAACCUUACCUCAUAUAUCAAGUCCGAAGACUUGGAACUUGGUAACUUUGUUACUUUCUAA
This is a messenger RNA of Lizanozyma spartinae, 1110 nucleotides long. RefSeq names its product Aga1p (gene AGA1). The transcript is spliced from 3 exons. Lineage: Eukaryota; Fungi; Ascomycota; Pichiomycetes; Serinales; Debaryomycetaceae. Bases 1 to 1110 code for a protein of 369 amino acids. The record is from RefSeq and is a predicted model, not a curated record.